Molecule: messenger RNA, 741 nt
Organism: Emiliania huxleyi CCMP1516
Lineage: Eukaryota; Haptophyta; Isochrysidales; Noelaerhabdaceae
Exons: 1
Coding region: 55-423 (122 amino acids)
Source: RefSeq, a predicted model, not a curated record
AAAAACGCUUGCUUUUUGUCGUUCCACAGCCCUCCGCGCGGUCUAAUCUCAUCAAUGCUAUCAAGAGCGAGAGCUCAGCAGUACGCGGGGCGGCCCGGUCAGCUGUCUAAAGAGCCGCCGUGCGCGGGGCGACAGCCCGCCGCCUUUCAGGGCAGAUGUGGACCCGCUCGAAACGGUGGAGGCGGCGGCGGCGGGAGCCGCUGGCGCUUGGGCGCUGGAGGCAGAGGCAAGUACUGCAUCGGGCGCAAGGGCAAGCCACCGGGCAUCGGUCGCAUGGGCGGGGCGGGGACUGGUCGAAAAGGCGGGCCGGGCAUGGGUCGCAUCGGAGGGCGCGGCGGCAUUUGCGGAGGGUGCAGCGGCAAGAGCGAAGGGCGCAUCGACAUGUGCGGAGGGCGCAGCGGCGGUGGUGGAAGAAAUUGCUGAGGAGGGCGUAGCGGUGGCGGUGGAAGGAGCUGCUGAGGCGGCGGCAGCGGCUCUUGUGAAGGCUGAGGGGGCGUCGCCUUGUCUGGCAAGCUCGCGCCUCCGCCCUGCACGACAGCGGCCCUGGGGCCACCAUCAGCCGGGGCCGGCGCCGCGGCGGUGGCCGGCUUCUCCCAGCGGACCUCGCCGCUCGCCUCGUGCCAGUAGUACGGGUGCUGCCCAAGUUCGACGACGAGAGUCCACCCGCCGCGCGCGUCGGUGCUGCCGCCGGCCUCUGUGCCGCCGCCGCCACCUCGCGCCUCUGUCGCCGUCGCGUGUGCC